Molecule: messenger RNA, 3579 nt
Organism: Cyphellophora attinorum
Lineage: Eukaryota; Fungi; Ascomycota; Eurotiomycetes; Chaetothyriales; Cyphellophoraceae
Exons: 2
Coding region: 1-3579 (1192 amino acids)
Biological process (GO): double-strand break repair via homologous recombination
Cellular component (GO): cytoplasm; chromosome
Molecular function (GO): nucleic acid binding; 3'-5' DNA helicase activity; four-way junction helicase activity
Source: RefSeq, a predicted model, not a curated record
AUGUACCGUACGCGGGACGUGCCCAACGACGAGCGACCAGCGUAUAAGUUAACCAGUCAUCAGCAGGGGCGUUGGGAGAUUUUUCUUGACGCUGCCGAGUCCGUGUCGCGUGUUGAGUCCGAAGAAGACUCAUCCACCCCAUCCCCCGAGGACCGUUCAGAUGAUGACGAGGAAGAGGACGACGAGGCUGAUAUUGUGCCCCGCCGCCCACAGAAAGUGUUAACCCCAAUGCGACCCAUCGACCGGUAUGGGUUGGAGAUGUGGAUCGAGUUGUUGAAGCCCCGGCUAGAGAAUGACCAUUUCCACAGCGUCGUGUUGAGUGCGUUAGCAGCAAUCGCAGUCGACACCGAGCAGCACACAUGGAUCAUCGCGGAAAAUUACACGCCCAAAUUAUCCGCGGUGGUGAAAUUGGCGCGCAUGAUGGUGGUGUUGUAUGGCGUAGACCAUGGCCCCGAGGGAUGUGUCAGCCGGAUUGAAUCCAUGAUCAACAAGUUCAUGGUGGAGGACCAGCCAUGCAUGAUGCAUUGGGUGUACAGCACGCGACGAUAUGGUUUGAAGAUCCGGUACACCACCACGGCGGGCGGUCAUAUUCGGUGGGAGAAGUCAACCGUGUCAUAUCAGGACGCCCGAUUCAGUAUGGACCAGUUUCGCGGGUGGGUGCGUGGCAUGGUGGCCGAGUGCCGACGGACAUUGGUGGAGGAUGUGUUGUUAUUGCCGCCAGAGCAGUUAGGGGAACCCGACCGCGUGCCCGAGAUCCCGUGGACACAGAUGAGUGACAAUCCCAGUGAGAGCCGACCCGGAUUUCAUUUUAUGGAACACAAUGCCCGGUAUAUGCCCGUGGUCGGGGAGCGAUGGCAGUUUGAUCGGGUCGUGAAUACGGCCAGCGGGCAGUCCGAAUUCGUGACGAGCAGCGGCAAGUUACGUGCCAGUCGCGUUCAACAACACAUGCGGGCGAUCCGACGAUUUAAAGAGAAAUUGUUGAUGUGUAUGCAUACGACGGGUGGCCAGCCCAGCCGAGCGCCCGAAUUGAUGAGUGUCCGGUAUUGCAACACCCAUACGGGGGGCCGACGCAAUGUGUUCAUUGAAGAGGGGCACGUGGUAUUUGUCACCGCGUACCAUAAAGGGUAUUCGUUUGACGGCAGUACCAAGAUCAUUCAUCGGUAUUUACCGCGUGAGGUGGGCGAGUUGUUAGUGUGGUAUUUAUGGUUAGCGCGGCCAUUUGAGGAGCAAUUGUUGGUGGGCCAUCACGGCGUGCGCACCACUCAUGGAUAUAUGUGGCGGAAAGGGGUGGAGGACCCCGAGUGGACGUCGGAUCGGGUGCGUCGGUUGAUCCGCGACGAGAGCGUGAUCGGGAUGGGGGUGCGGUUGAACAUCAGUUCGUACCGACAAUUGGCGAUCGCCAUCACGCGCAAGUAUUUGAAAGGGGAAGGGUUUCAGGAUGACCGUGAGGACGAGAACAUUGAAGAUCAAGGUGAGACCGAGCAGCACGGGGUCAACAUCCCCCGCCCGCGGGAUAGUGUAUGGGACCAACAGAGUGGCCAUGGGUCGAUGGUCGCGGGUAUGAUUUACGCGCGGGCCAUUUUAGAGGCCCCCGGUGCGGUAUCGAGCAUGCGGACACAGUAUUUCGCGGCAAGUGGCGGAUGGCAUCGAUUUUUGGAGUUUCCGUCCACGAUGGAGCGAGGCAUCAAGCGGGAGCGGGCGGCGACCGAUGUGGACGACGGGUACGGACAGCAGUUGGCACGGUGGCGUCGCGUCAAAGGUGAGAACGUGCACGAGGCGUUGAAAGAGUUGAUCGGCCCCGAGGCGCAGUUCCGCGACGUCCAGGAGGCGAGUUUGGCGGCCAUCAUUGAUGGGACGGGUGGGGGAAAGAGCGUGUUAUUCAUGUUGCCGGCGAUGUGUUCCGCCUGGGUGGCGCGGCGGGACGGGGGAUUAGCCGGCGUGACCGUGGUCAUCAUCCCGAUGAUUUCGUUACGGGAGGAUUUGCAGCGGCGGUGCGUGAAGCACGAGAUCACGUGUGUUGCAUGGGAAGGGCGGCGGCCGCAGAAGAGCGUGUCAAUCGUGUUGGUGACGCCCGAGUCGGCGAUCAAGAAGGGAUUUCAGGAUUAUUUGAUCGAGUUGGGCGCCAGUGGCCGAUUGGAGCGGAUUGUGAUCGACGAGUGCCACGUCGUGUUGGACGCCACCAGUGAAUUCCGACCGCAGUUGCGCGAAUUGAGUCGAUUGUUGGUGGCCGAGACACAGAUAGUGUUGUUAACCGCAACGUUGCCACCCAGUGAGGAGGAGGAGUUGUUGGGGAUUUUGCAGUUGCCCGUGGAGCAGGUCCAGGUAUUCCGCAGCCGGACAACACGCCGGAAUGUGCGAUACCAAGUCGUGCCGCGACGGGCCCCGCCAGCCGGGAGCCAGGAGUCCAGCACGGCCGUCGCCGAUGCACAAGUGGUCAAGAUAGUGCAGGCCAAGUUAGCCCAAUACCCCCAGGGGAAGAUUGUGGUGUACGGUCGCAGUAUUGAGCGGGUGCAGCGGGUCGCCGCCCAGAUCGGAUGUGAAGCAUAUUUCCGAUCCAUGAUGGAGAAGUCGGCGGUGUUUCAACGGAUUGUUGGCGCGACGUGCCGCGUGGUCGUGGCAACGAACGCAUUGGGGUUGGGUAUUGACAUUCCCAACAUUCGGGUGGUUGUGCACAUGGACGCCGUGUCAAAGUUGCGAGAUUUUGGCCAAGAAAGUGGACGGGCCGGGCGAGAUGGGUUGGUGAGUGAGUCCGUUGUGAUUAUGGGUCCCGUGGAGCACAAAGGUGGUCAGCCCAGCCGUGAUAGUAGUCAUGUCGACCGUCAGCGACCAUUAGCACCAUUCGAGAUGGGACAGGUGUGCGGACGAGUGAUAUUGGACGGGUAUUUAGAUGGGCAGACGGACCGGGAUGGGUGUCAGGCGGGUGAGGAGGCAUGUUGGGUGUGUGAGGCCCGCAACAGCGACCCCGAUCCGCAGGAAGACCCGGCGAGCGUGGUCGCCCAGCGGGACGAGGUGCAGUUCACGCAGAUCACCGCCCAGCGAGAACGAGUACGCGAACAGAUGCAGUGGAUGAUCAGUGGCGAGGCCAUGGAGGUGGACGAGUUUCGACGGCGGGUGGAGCAGUGGGUUGGCCGAUGUGCGUAUUGUUUGGUGCAGGGCCGGGAAGUGGCAUCCAUCGGACAUGGAUUUACCACAUGCCCGUACGGAGGACAAACAUGCCAGGCGGAGUUUAUGGAGACGCGCGAGAAGAUCCGAUACGGACGAUACGCGGUGUGUUACCAGUGUGGUAUGCCGCAGGCGAUGUGUCGACGGUUCGAGGCCAACGGGUUUGGACGUUGGCGACGAGUGCGUGAUCAGAUGUGUCAGUACGGUGACGUGAUGAUCGGGGCCGUGGUGGCAAUCAUGUUGCAUGGGCCAGAGGAGGCGGCACAGAGUGUGGAAGCGUGGAUGGCCCAGGAUGGAGUGGAGAUGACGGACGUUGACGGGGUUCAUCGAUGGUUGGGCCAGAAGAUCAUGUGGGGGGAAAUGGAGGCGGCGAUGAUCAACAAGGUGUUUUUGCGGUUGGUGCAGUGUGUAGGAUAG